CUGGGGGAUUGGAUGACUAUGAUAGAGGCCUGGAAAUAGAAAGGCUUCCUGUGACAUAAAGUCGGGUGCCUAGAGAUAGGAAAAAUGUAGACUGACACCCAGGGCUUAACUUUCGGUUCUUGUGUGCAUGCAGGUUCAAUCCCCAGUGGCGUCUCCAGGGAGGGCUGGGCAUUUUCCCUGAAGAGCUGCUGCCAGCCAGUGCAGACAAUACUGAGCUACAGGAACCAGUGGUCUGGCUCAGUAGAAGGGAGCUUCCUGGGUUCCUAAACUGAAGCAGCAAAGAUCCCUGCUUUCCCCCCUAACUGGUUUUUAAACAUGUCCAAGUCCCAGUCGCCUUCAUGCAAGUCCAUUGGAGGCAUUUGUAUCCAGCUGCUUGCAUUUAAGUGAGUGGGCCUUUUCCUGCAACGUGAGGCGGAUGUUUGUCUGAAAACCCAAAUCUGCCUCAGCUCCAGCAACUUGCACUUUUAACACUGGACUACACUGAAGGGCUGUUAGCUGCAGCCCAGCCACUUACGGUAAAUUGAAAGGAAACACUCUGCAAACAGCUGACUUCAGCAGCUGGAGGAGAUGUCACAUGACCUGAAAUAAACAAGAGUGAAAGAAGAUUCCUCGCUGCCUGCCUGUGGUGAGAAAGUGGAGGAAAAGUCUCGUUCUAAAAGCUGAUUUCAGUCCUCCCAAUUCAGCACCCCAAUUCAUAAUUCAAGGGAAGAGGUGAAGACUCCUAGGACAUCCAGUGACCAUAUCAGGCUGUCUUUGCCUCCAAGUUCCUGGACUCCUUCCUGAAAUCUCUGUCUGUUGACUUCCUUCUUGUGACAAGCAUGGACCCCAGAGGUCUACGGCUCUUCGUCUUCUUCCCUAUCCUGUUUGCCUCCGUCCAGCUUUGUGAAAUCUCUGCAGGAAAUUCUGAUCGCAUCAGGUCUUUGAACACGGAGCUCUUGAAAGUGGCGGAGGAUGCGUCUGAGGAGCCAAACCCCAGUGUUUACCUGGCCCUGCGGCUGUCUAAUGACCACAACUUGCAGAAGGAGAGCCAGUACCUCCAGCGCCUCAAAGAUACCUUUCAGCCCAAUGCCAGCACCUCUCUGGCUCCAGUCCGCUACCAUGAGCAUCCUAGCACAGGUCAGAUGGCCCUGUACCUCCUUGCGCUGCGGGCCGCCUGCCACGACAUGGAGGCACUUGAAGGGAGGCAGCUGGUGACCCAGCUUAAGCUUCACUUGAACAAGGAAAAGGCGCAGAUAGGUCACAAGGACACAGGACACCCCAUCACCAACUACUACCAGUACAGCUUGGGUGUCUUAGCCUUGUGUGUUCACCGCAAGAAGAUCGACGAGCAUGUGAUCCGCAAGCUCUUGCACGCAGAGGAGCGGGGACGAUUUGUGCUCCACAACAAGCACUCUGUGGAUACAGAGGCGAUGGGAGGUCUGGCCUUUGCCUGCUUGGAACAAGCCACCUUCUACAAGCCAGAGCUGGUGGCAAACCUCAGCCAGGCUGUGCAGAGAGUCAAGCGGAAGAUACUGCAGGCUAAGACUGCAGAAGGGGCUUUUGGCAAUGUCGACAGCAGCCCCCUGGCCACACAGUUCCUCAUUGCUACGGGGAUGAACCCAGAGUGUCCCGAGGCUGUCGCAACCCUGAUUCGGAGCCUGGAGCGAGGAGAUUUCCAAAAUGCCCUCAUCAAGUCCCAGUUGCUGCCUGCCCUGCAUGGCAAGAGUUACCUGGAUGUCGCCAGGAUGGUGUGCCAAGCUGAGACAGGUGGUUUGAAUUUUGUCACCUCCUCUCCCAGGCUGGAGCCGCCCGCCGGGAGUAGGCCGAGCAUCCGGGUCGAGCUGCUUGUGAAGCAGCCACCUCUUCGCGUGCUGUUGUACAGACACGUCGUCAGAGUUCCUCUCGGCUCCUCUCUGCUGGACGUGCUGAAAAUUGCAGAGAAGCUGAACACCCCUAAGCGCUUCACGUUUGAGACCCAGAAGACGCUGUCUGGCCCUCUGCUGACCGCAGUGAUGGGGGUGAAGCCUCGGGAAGGGGAACGCAAGUACUGGAAGGUUCUCCGAGCUCCAAACACGGCCCUGGAGCAAGGUAUCGCAGACUACAUCCCACAAAACGAAGAAACCAUCCUCUUCAAAUUUAGCCCUUGGUAGAAACAGCCCACACUCUGAUUGAUUGGCUCUCUGCUAUCUCUGCCCCAACUGGCUCGCAGGACACAUAAAGACACCAGCACGGAGGGAGCAAUGAAGAAAUCCUGAAAGAACAAUGGGACUCAAGCUCUGCCCGAGGCAUAAUGGAGAACAGCAACAACUGAUAGACAUAAUAUAUUACAAGGACAGGAAGAAACAUUACAGACAGAAUAAUUGCCACACCCAGGAAGAACAAGAAGAGUUUGAAUGCUUCAUCUGUAGUUGUAUAAAUCAUUUAAUGUGCCAAUACAAAUGGAAGUCUUUAAAACUGCA
Podarcis muralis (Common wall lizard) is the source of this 2438-nucleotide messenger RNA. Lineage: Eukaryota; Metazoa; Chordata; Lepidosauria; Squamata; Lacertidae. The record is from RefSeq and is a predicted model, not a curated record.